AUGGCUCAACGAACCAAAUGUUUGGCCGUGUGCUCCGCAGGCGCUCGUUUUGAAUUGGCCGAAGUAAUCCUGGACGAACUAAGAUCAAAUGAGGUUCUUGUGGAAAUUCAUGCUACUGGUAUCUGCCACACGGAUAUUGCCUGUGCGGAUGGGAAAUUGCCAGUCAAGUUCCCUUGUAUACUGGGCCAUGAGGGCGCUGGUGUUGUCAUACAAAAAGGACAAGACGUGCAGAAUAUCUCCAUCGGCGCUAAGGUCCUACUGAGUUAUAACUUCUGUGGAAGCUGUUCACAGUGCGCGUCUCAUUGUCCUGCCUACUGCGAAAAGCUGCUCCCCAUGAAUUUUGGGGGACGACGCCUUGACCGCAGCGCAACAGUCACUCUGCCUGGAGGUAAGGAAGUCUUUGCCAAUUUCUUUGGUCAAAGCUCUUUUGCCAGGCUUGCCGUGGUGAGCAAAUCGAGUGUAGUGGAGGUGCCAGACGAUACGCCCUUGGAGCUUUUCGCCCCUCUGGGCUGCGGAAUACAGACUGGCGCCGGGGCCGUACUCAACUCUCUCAACGUCUCCUCUGGAAGUUCUGUUGCCGUUUUCGGUGUUGGAUCAGUGGGGUUGAGCGCCAUCAUGGCCGCCAAGAUGAGGGGAGCACAGACAAUCAUCGCAGUGGAUCUGCAACCCUCACGCUUGAAGUUAGCUUUGGACAUAGGCGCAACCCAUGCCCUUGUCGGGAAUGACGGUGACGUUGUCCAGCAAAUUCGGAGCAUCUGCCAGCCUCAUAACAGGGUCGCAUUUGCCUUGGACUGCUCGGGUGCGGUUCCGGUUAUUGAAAACAUGAUCGACUCGCUUGCUACUCGUGGCCGAGCGGUCAGUGUAGGUGCUCCGGAUGCGACUAAACGCGUGUCUAUGAACGUCUUCUCCCAUUUGACUUUGGGUCGGCAAUAUGUGGGAUGUCACCAGGGAGACAGUAUAGCCAGCGAGAUGAUUCCGUUCUUGAUCGAACGGCAACGAGAAGGCUUGUUUCCUCUUGAAAAACUGAUCUCGUACUACAAUCUGGAUCAGAGUCAUCAGGCCUUGGAAGAUGUGAAAAAUGGCAAGACGAUCAAACCAGUCCUGAGGUGGCGAUAG
Molecule: messenger RNA, 1116 nt
Organism: Aspergillus ruber CBS 135680
Lineage: Eukaryota; Fungi; Ascomycota; Eurotiomycetes; Eurotiales; Aspergillaceae
Product: NAD(P)-dependent alcohol dehydrogenase
Exons: 3
Coding region: 1-1116 (371 amino acids)
Molecular function (GO): zinc ion binding; oxidoreductase activity
Source: RefSeq, a predicted model, not a curated record